AUGACAAGCUCGCCUGGUUGCUGUAGUGUGAACUGCUCAAAUCACUCCCGAAAAGGCUUUCGACUAUUUGCAUUUCCACGUGAUAGCAAACGUAGUGCGAAAUGGGUGCAGAAUUGCCAUCGGGAUCACUGGGAGCCCACUGCAGCUUCACGUUUAUGUGAAAAGCACUUUGAAGACUCUCAGUUCGAACUAAGUCGAGCCGAUGGCAAAAGAAAGUUGAAACCGAAUGCUGUUCUCACCCUCUCCGAUGUCCCCAAUCCUCCUCCACAAAUUCAGACAAGGAGACUUCUUAAGGACAAAAAUAUUGCGUCUGAUGUUGAAAUGCCUCUGGAAUCUACUCAACCUCUGUGCAUCAAUGAUGAAAUGCCGACAACCUCAAGUAUAUCUCUUACAAUGAUGAAAAUACAGAAGCAAAUGCUAACAAUGAAAUAUCAAAUCUAAAACGGGAAUUAUGGCGUGCCCAAAAAGAAAUCCAACGGCUGAAAAACCAAGUGCAAAGAACCAAGGAAAUGUUACAGAAAAUUCCAUUUUUUUCUGAAGAAUUAAUUCAACGUAUAACCACAGGGAAAAAGAGGGCCGCUUGGACACCUGAAUUAAUCAAAA
This is a messenger RNA of Photinus pyralis (common eastern firefly), 603 nucleotides long. Its product is annotated as THAP domain-containing protein 8-like. Bases 1 to 441 code for a protein of 146 amino acids. The record is from RefSeq and is a predicted model, not a curated record. NCBI's taxonomy places the organism in Eukaryota, Metazoa, Arthropoda, Insecta, Coleoptera, Lampyridae. Gene Ontology annotation, molecular function: sequence-specific DNA binding. The transcript has 4 exons.